UGCCCUAGCUAGUUGCUUCCUCUCCUCCACACACAAACACACACACACAAAUACUUUUUUCCUUCCAAGAUUCAGCACGAGCUCAUCAUUCGCAGUGGAGCAAGCUGACGGAAGCGGACGAGUGGAGUGGAGUACCCUGAGCUCCGGCGCCACACGUAUCGAAGGGGUAGCGUUGGGGACUAGAGUGUGCGGAGGCGCGUCCGUACGGCACGCGCACGAUGUCGGCGGCGUCGGGCGCCGCGUGUCGCGUGUGCGGUGGCGGCGUUGAGGACUGCUCUUGCUUGCUGCAGCGCGGUAGAGGAGCUGGGGGGUUGCGGUGCGGGGUGGCGGACCUGAACCGGGGCUUCCCGGCGGGAUUGUUCGUCCAGGCGGCGGAGGAACCGGCCGUGGUCGACGUCGCAAACGGCGGUGGCGCGGCGGCGGUGGGGCUGCAGGAGUUCCAGUUCUUCGGCCAGGACGACCAGGAGAGCGUGGCGUGGCUGUUCAAUGACCACACGCCCGUCGGUGGGGAGGACCGCCUGCAGCACCGGACGUCGGCCACCGAGCACCAACAGCGCCGCCAGGUGUUCGACUCGUUCGCCGAAUACCAGCCUGGACACGGCCUCACGUUCGACGUGCCGGUGACGCUGCCGCUGAGUCGAGGUGUCGACAUCGCGGCCGGGUUGGGGCUCGGCGGCGGCAUCCCGGCGACUUCCGGCGCCACAAUCAUGCCAUUCUGCGGGAGAGAAACGUUGACGUUCACUGACGCCUCGGCGAGCUCCAUCGACCCCAACGACGAUGCGGCGGCGGGGCUGGCCAACGGCGGCGCGUACCCGGCCGGCCCGAGCGGUGUCAUGGGCGCGGACGUCCUGGCGCCGACGGAGCAACGGGAGGCGAAGCUCAUGCGGUACAAGGAGAAGCGCAAGAAGCGGCGGUACGAGAAGCAAAUCCGGUACGCGUCCCGCAAGGCCUACGCCGAGAUGCGGCCGCGCGUCAAGGGACGCUUCGCCAAGGUGCCCGACGGCGGCGACGGCGAGACGACGCCGCCGCCGCAGCAGCCGGCCGCUGCCUACGAACCCGGCCGACUCGACCUCGGGUGGUUCCGCUCGUAGCGAAGCACACAUGCAUACACGUGCACGCAGUACGGUAGGACGGUGGCUCGAUCAUGUGGGUGCAUGCCGCCGUAGGUAGGAGGUUGCCGAACUUGCCAUGCAUGAGUUGCCGCUAGUUAUCUCUCAUAGAUCGUCGUGUAUAGAUCGGAUCAAUUCCUCGCUUAUUUCUUGGUAUAUAAAGAGCUCAUAAUUAACAUUCAGAGCCGAGGAUUUUUUUUA
This is a messenger RNA of Lolium perenne, 1310 nucleotides long. RefSeq names its product transcription factor GHD7. Gene Ontology annotation, cellular component: nucleus. Lineage: Eukaryota; Viridiplantae; Streptophyta; Magnoliopsida; Poales; Poaceae. Gene Ontology annotation, biological process: regulation of flower development. Gene Ontology annotation, molecular function: DNA-binding transcription factor activity; protein binding. The record is from RefSeq and is a predicted model, not a curated record.